AUGGUUAAGGAAACAGGUUUAUAUGAUCUUUUAAACGUUUCUCCUACUGCUAAUGAACAAGAAAUUAAAAAAGGUUAUAGAAAAGCUGCUUUAAAGUAUCAUCCAGAUAAACCUACUGGUGAUACUGAAAAAUUUAAAGAAAUUAGUGAAGCUUUCGAAAUUUUAAGUGAUGCAGAAAAGAGGGAAGUUUAUGAUCAGUAUGGUUUGAAAGCUGCUAGAGGUGAAGCUCCUCAAUUUGCUAAUGGUGGUGCUGGUGGGUUCCCAGGUGGCGGUGCUCAUACUUUCACUAACGAUGAUGCUUUCAAUAUUUUCUCUCAAUUCUUCGGUGGUAAUGCAGGUGGUCAAAACGCUAAUUUCAAUUUUGGUGGUAUGCCAAGUGGCAUGGGAGGCAUGCCAAGAUCAUCUAGAUCUAGUUAUACCAAUUUCGGUGGAAUGGGUGGUAUGCCAGGUGGUAUGCCAGGUGGUAUGCCAGGUGGCAUGGGUGGUGGCAUGGGUGGCAUGGGAGGAAUGCCAGGUGGAUUUGGUGGUAGCCCAAGAGAAAGUCAACCUGAAGAAGUUGUUCAAGUUGACUUGCCUGUCAGUUUAGAAGAUCUAUUUGAAGGCAAAAAGAAAACUUUCAAAAUUGGUAGAAAAGGACCAAAUGGUGAAGCUGAAAAGGCACAAAUUGAAAUUGCAUUAAAAGCGGGGUGGAAAGCUGGUACUAAGAUUACUUAUAAAAACCAAGGUGAUUAUAAUCCAUCCACUGGAGGCAGAAAAACUUUACAAUUUAUUCUAAAGGAGAAACCUAACACAAACUUCAAAAGAGAUGAAGAUAAUUUAAUAUACACUCUACCGUUAACAUUCAAAGAAUCCUUAUUGGGAUUCCAAAAAACUAUAAAGACAAUUGAUGGUAAGACGUUACCGAUCUCCAGAGUCCAACCUGUCCAACCAUCUGAAUGUACGACAUAUCCAGGUCAAGGUAUGCCGAUAUCAAAAUCAGUUGGUCAAAGAGGUGACAUGAUAGUUAAGUUUAAAGUUGGAUACCCAACAUCUUUAACUGAGGAUCAAAAGCGCGUUAUCAACGAAAACUUUUAA
Molecule: messenger RNA, 1074 nt
Organism: Vanderwaltozyma polyspora DSM 70294
Lineage: Eukaryota; Fungi; Ascomycota; Saccharomycetes; Saccharomycetales; Saccharomycetaceae
Gene: SIS1
Product: type II HSP40 co-chaperone SIS1
Exons: 1
Coding region: 1-1074 (357 amino acids)
Biological process (GO): translational initiation
Cellular component (GO): cytosol
Molecular function (GO): protein-folding chaperone binding
Source: RefSeq, a predicted model, not a curated record